AUGAACGCUCCCUGGUGGAAGACAUACCUGAACACUCAGGUGUCCGACGGCAAGUCCCGUCUUACGCUGGUCGACAACUUGGGCUCUGGCGCUUUCGGCGCUGUCUUCCUCGCAUACUCGGAGGGGCCGCUCCCUAGGAAGUACGCAGUCAAGAUUAUCCCUAAACCCUCGAAGUCCUCGUAUCAAUACGAACGCAUUAUCGCGGAGAUCGAUCUCCACCAACGUAUUAGCGGCCACCCCAACGUCGUCACUUUACACUCUGUCGUCGAAGACGCGAAGAACUUCUUCCUCGUCCUCGACUACCAUACCGGUGGCGAUCUCUUUGACUCUCUCAUCGAAGAACAGUCUGUCAUGAAACGGAAGGAGGAGAGUAUCACCAACGCCGAUGGAUACAUCAAGAAUAUAUUCCUGCAGAUCAUCUCCGCGGUUGAGUACUGCCAUCGCCACGACGUUUUCCAUUGCGACCUCAAACCCGAAAAUAUCCUCCUUUCUGGGGAUGGCGAGCGCGCUUAUCUAGCUGACUUCGGGCUUGCUACUGAACAUGAGAUGUCGCCCAUGUCUGGCUGUGGCAGCGAUCAUUAUAUGUCGCCGGAAUGCAUCGCUGAAGAAACGACCCGGCGCUGCAAACCAUAUUCGACACGCCACGCCGACAUCUGGGCCCUCGGAGUAAUCUUAUUCAACCUCGUCACCGCAUGCAACCCAUGGAACAAAGCGAUUAGUAGCGACCCCAACUUCAAUGCAUAUCUGGGCUCCUUCCCUCCGGAUACCUACUCUCACGUUCUCUACCCCAUGGAGCCGAGAGCUCGGGACAUCGACAUACUCUACACGCGCAAAAACCUCAGCGGCCAGCCACUGUCGCGCUACGCAAACGAACUUUUCCGGGACAUCUUUGCGAUCGACCCCGCACGACGUCCGACGCUCGGCAGCCUUCGCCUCCGCGUACAGAAGCUGGGGACGUUCUACCAGCAGACGCACGUUACCGGCUCGUCCGAAACACAAAUGCGCCCUGCCUCUCAUAUUUUCUCCCCCGUCCUCCCCGACGCUCUCUCUGGUUCCAGCUCGACUUCGGACGAGUCCGACAACAGCGAGGGGCCAAUUACGCCGGAAACCUAUGCUGCUAUACCGGUGGUAGCAGACGCAGACAUCCCAGCGCUGGACAUGACAGAAGAGGGUGAAAUCAAGAUCGCGACGCCGAAGGUCCUUUUCCAGGCAGCCAAGCAAGACGCCAAUGGGCGUACAAAACAGUUUUUCCUCACGAAUGCUGGUUGGAUCAAGCGUCUUGUAUAG
This is a messenger RNA of Punctularia strigosozonata HHB-11173 SS5, 1287 nucleotides long. RefSeq names its product kinase-like protein. Gene Ontology annotation, molecular function: ATP binding; protein serine/threonine kinase activity. Lineage: Eukaryota; Fungi; Basidiomycota; Agaricomycetes; Corticiales; Punctulariaceae. Gene Ontology annotation, biological process: intracellular signal transduction; protein phosphorylation. The coding region runs from base 1 to 1287 and encodes 428 amino acids. The record is from RefSeq and is a predicted model, not a curated record. The transcript has 2 exons.